GCGAGACUGAAACCGUAAAACAUGCUAACGUCUACUUUUCCUUAACGGUUAAACUCCUUGACCGGAAGUUAAAAACGAAAAGUUGGCCAUAACUUCGACGAGCUUGACGCUGGCCAAAACUUUUUGCCCUCCCCCUCUUCCACUCACUCCCUCCGUCCUUCCACUCAUCCAUCCAUCCGUACGUUGUUGUCGUUACAGCGGUGAUGGAGAAGCCGAGGGACCGCUACCGGCGCCGCUAAGCUAGCAACGACUCAGCCCGGCUAAUACACCGAGAGGAAGCAAAAUAGAGAGAGGGAGAAGGGAAGAAGAAGAAGAAAAAUAACGGAUAACGGACCGGAGGGAGAGGAUGGAAACGGUUGAGCAGCUCGUCUCUUUCCACCACAUUCAGGUCCAGUUGAGCGGGGGCGCGCCUUGGGGGUUCACGCUGAAAGGAGGACUGGAGCACGGCGAGCCGCUCAUCAUCACUAAAAUCGAGGAUGGAGGGAAGGCGGCCCACUGCAAGAAGCUGAAAGUCGGCGACGAGCUCAUUAACAUAAACGGAUCUGCCCUGUACGGCAGCAGACAGGAAGCCCUCAUCCUCAUCAAGGGAUCGUACAGGACGCUGAAGCUCACAGUCAGGAGGCGCAACGUUCCUCUCAUCAGGCCCCACUCCUGGCACCUGGCAAAGCUAUCGGAGCUGCCCCUCCCUCCCCCUCCUCCGUCUCCUCCUCCUCCUCCUCCUCCGCCCUGCCUCCCCUCCGCCGACUCCCCUCCACUCCCCCCUCCUCCGCCUCCGUCUGCCAUGCAGCUCCACCCCGGCCCCUACACACUACCCUGGCACACAACUGACAACAGUGACUUGUCCAUGCAGUGGGGUCAGCUUUCCAGACCUUACUCCUCCACUGACCGAAGCAGUUCCCUCGGCUCCAUGGAGAGCUUGGACACGCCGACACCCACCGCGCAGCCGUACUCCGACUCCCAUAAUUCACCCGUGGACCCCACCCUCUUCAACAACAAGAGAGACUCUGCCUACAGCUCCUUCUCCGCCAGCUCAAACACAUCCGACUACGCCACCGUGCCACUGAGGCCUGGUGAAGCCUGCUCCAUGGAUAACCUCCUCCAGAGCCUGGGGCCGGCUUGUCGAGGCUACCCGGGUGGCGACACCUCAGCCCUGGGGAGUUCAGCUGGCGAGGCCCCGGAUGAGGCGCAGCUGAUUGCGCACAAAUCCAGAUCGCUGACCAGGCCGAGGCCGAGGCCAGUCAAGGUAAAAGAGAGGCCUUCGUCCUGCUGUUACGAGGAGGAGCGGAGGGGAGGAGACUUUGAGAUCAUAAGAAAUGGAGAUGGAGGAGCGGGGAGAAAGAUGAACCCUCCUCAACCUCCAACCAGAAAGGACAGUUUUAGGGCAACCCGGAGUCGCCCCAAUGUCGCCAACAAACGUUGUGCUUCUGCUCCGAUCGAAAUUCCCAAUGUUUCUUCUUACUAUGACGAAAACAAGUCCUCUCCGAAUGUUGAAUCAGGAAUUCACAACGGCUUCUCUGCGCCAGAAGAAGGCGACAAAACAGGAACUUUCAAAGAGGAUACCUUGGACUCGCACUAUAGCCAAAGACAGACUAAAGACAUUAUACAUAUCAGAUGUGACGCAAGUGAUAAUCAAGACCACAAUUUAGAGACCACCUCAGAUUAUCCUUCUGACCAAGUGAUAGCCUCCUUAGUCCCCAUCACCUCCUCUCCUCCUGACUCCUUACCCGCAGAAUCCUCCCCGACCAAGCACCGGCACAGCGCUCCCGAGAAGCUCCUCGCCACACAGCUUCAGUUAUUGCAGUUUGACAGUGACGGCUCCUCGUUGGAGCCUUGCAACCAGUCAAACCCUUCGGAUUACAACCACGUCAAUGCCCCAUCAAACAAAUGGGGAGGCAGCCGGUGUUCGACCCCAGGAUCUGUGUUCUUGGAGGGGGACGGGGAAGAUGGGGAUUCAAAUGCGAGGCUGGAAGGGAUGGUUGUAAAUGGCGAGUCCCUCUCCCCAAUACAGCAUCUUCACCCGUGGGGCCGCUCUGUGAGCGUACCAGGAGACCCCAGUGGAUCAUCAACCCAGGGAAGGUUGAGCUCCGACCAGAUACUGGAGAAAGAUUUUGAGCCUCUUAGUGCUGCUGCCAGUAUGGAUACUUUACUGGAGGAGCAGAGAGCAGUGGACAGAGGAAGAGGUGAAGGGAAAAAAGAGGAGGAUGUAGAGGGAGAGGCAGCUAUGAAGAAGUCAAACUCGUCGAGGAACCAUCGGCGUAACCGUCGCCGCAGCGAGCGAUUUGCUACCAACUUGCGCAAUGAGAUCCAGAGGAAAAAGGCCCAGCUUCAGAGCAGCCGUGGCCCAGGGGGGUUGCUCUGUAGUGGGGAGACUGUCCAGGAGGAGGGUCCAGAUCUCCAUGAAGAGGAGACAGACCCAGGUGUGCCCGCCCAGGAAAGGAGUACCAAAGUUGCAUAUGCCUCAACUGUAAGCCCCCAAGAUCUCAGGACGACAGCACCAGUCGAGAAAUCAAACCCUUCCAGUGAAUCAAUCCAGGAUGCUUCGCCAACUCAGCCUCAGUCAACAACCUACACUCAAAACAACAACGUGUCCAGGUCUGUCCAGAUUCUGGACCCAGGCGUGCCCAGUUUUGGUGUCGGCAUCCGAGUCGUGGAAGAGCCAGCUCCUGCCGGCAAAGCCCGCCGCUGGCGUUGGACCCCCGAGCAUAAACUCCAGCCAGAACCAGAACCAGAACCAGACCGACGGUGUAGAGUCCUGGGUGAGAGGGUGUUGGGGGUAACAGGGUCCCGGCAUGGGGUUUGUGCUUUUACCUCCUCCUCCUACAGUCGCUCUUCUUCAUGUUCUCGGAUGGAAGAGACUGAUAUCCUUCCAUUUGCGGAUAGGAUGAAGUUCUUCGAGGAGACAAGCAAAGGCGUGUCUGGGUCAGAUGUUUUGAGUUUGUUCAGUCGUCGGCAGAAAAAACACCCCAAUCACUCUGAGCAGCAGGGAGGGGAGCUCGGUCUGCACCCAAACCAAAGGAGAUACUCCUACCAGGGGGGACUUCAGCAGCAGAGCUCCCUGACAAACACCAUGGAGACCAGGAGGCAGUCUGUGAGUACCAGCAGCAGGGAGAGGCAGAAAGAGAAGGAGAGGGAACAGGUGAGGGAGAGGGAGAAGAGGGCAAGGGAACGGGAGGAGAGGUUGAGAGAAUCGGAGAGGCAGCAGGAGAAGGAAAGGCAAGAGAGGGAAUUAGAAACCGAGAGGGCAAAGCUGAGGGAGAUUCAGCGGGAGAAGGAGCGAGAGGAGAGGGUGAAACAGUGGGAAAGGGAAAGCGAGAGGGAGCUUGAGCUGGAGAGAGAAAAAGAGAUGGAGAGGGCCAGAGAGAAGGAACGACUCAAGGCAGAAAGAGAGAAAGAGCUGGAGAGAGAAAGAGAAAAGGAAAGGGAAGAAGAAGCCCAGCUCGCCUCACAUCAUGAGUUUUACGGCAAUUCUGCCAUCAAAGAAAACCAUCAAGACAGCUUCCACAACUUCCAGCCCCAGCCUCAGGUGUUCUCCUACAGCCAAACCCAGAAUCAAGUCCCGGGAUCGGCUUUUUACCCGGUCAACAACACCUCUCAGCACCUGGGGAACCAUCCACCUCAGCACCAGGGAUACACAGCAAGGAGCUACACGCCUACAGAGACGUAUCCCGCCCGGCAACAGGAAACGACCAAGCUCAACAGGAAGUACAGCCUGACGGAGAGGGACUACCCAAGCUGGAGACGGGAGUCCAGACCACCAGAGAGUGUCAGUCAGCACCAGCAACCCCCCCACCAGAGCCGAUGGGGCAGCGGCGACCGCAACGGCCACGCGUUCGCUCCGCCGCCGGCUCCUCUUGCGCUCCGGGGGCGAGCCAUGUCCGAAAAUGACCUCCGCUUCGACAGCAGCCACCGCUGGUCGCCGUCGAUUUCCGUAGCGACCAGUCAGACCCUGAGCGAGGUGGAGGAGGGAGCGGGCGGGGUCAGGGGAGGAGAAGCAGCAAGCACUGCCAAGCAAAAUAGGAAGAAGACGCCGCCUCCCCCGAGACCGCCGCCCCCGAAGUGGGAGCAGUUCCACCGCAGGCGCGCAUCUCACCACACCCUGUUCCCCUCCUCUCCCUCCUCCACCUCCUCCUCCUCUUCAUCUACUGCUCCUCACGCCAUCCCGCCCUCCUUCGGCGCCGCAGACGGACACUAUCCGACUCACUCCUCCUCAUACAUCCCUCCUGCUGAUACGUCCAGGCAGAGGUCGUACAGUCUUCCCCCGGAGCGGCAGGAAGUGGCGGAGGGUUGCCCCCGCUGCAACUGCCACCAAACCCAAACCCAAACCCAAACCCAGGAACACCCCUUCCCCCACGCCCCGUCCAAUCAGGGCGAGGCUCAGUUUCAGGAGCCGUCCUUUACUGUUGCUCCACCCAGUCCUAUGUUCUCCAGACGGUCCUUCAGACCGGUGGCCCCACCCCAGAGAGAGAGGGAGGGGAACCCGAGGAGCUCGUACGGAGGACAGCAGGAGAGGGUGGAGUUUAUUUCAUCCUUACCGCCACCAACAGACACGAGCAGUUUCUCGGAGGUUUGCGUCGGCCACGGUCCAGACCAGGACCGGAUAACAGUGAAACCUCACAAGCAGCAGCACAACGUGAGACCUGGGGCCAAGUGGGAGAGAUCCUCAUCUCCCAGAGUUCAUAGUGACACAGCACUUCCUCCUGAACUACAAAACGGAGGUGUUGGUGGGGUUUUCCCUCCUGAGUCCUACUUCUCCAUGGACUAUGAGCAGCAGCAACAGCUCCGUAUGAGCAGAGGCUUCCAGACCGAAGAGCGGCAGAAGAUCCCAGAACCAGGAACCGAAUCCGAGACGACCCUCAGCCCGAGUCCCGUGCACAGCCUGGAGGCCGACCUGGACGUCCCGAUGGAGACUGACAUUGACGAUUUCCAGGAGGAGGAUCUCCCGGCAGAGGCCGAGCCGAUCACCAGCGAGCUCCCGUGCUUCGCGCUGCCGGUCACCGUCCUGGAGACGGACAUCGACACCUUACCGGAUUCUGAGGCCUCGCCGUCGCGCCGGACCAGGGCGGAGAGCGGCUCCCUGGAGGAGGAGCUGGAGACCGGGGAGAGCGGCAGAGAGAGGCUGAGCCUGGAGGAGCUGUUCCCCCAAAGCAGUGAAGGAGAGUCGGGCACGGAGAGCUGGAGAGGAGCCUACCAAACCAUGGAGCACAACACGGACAGCUUGGACAGGCGGUCUGGUGCGAGCUCCAGCUGUUCGUCCUACUACAGCACAUCUGCAGCCAAGGCUCAGCUCCUGUCGCAGAUGAAGGACUUCACCGAUAACAGAGAGAGGGACGACGACGAGCUCACGUACAAGAGACAGCUGAUGGAGAGCCUCCGCAAGAAGCUGGGCGUGCUGAGAGAAGCUCAGAGGGGGCUGCAGGAAGACAUCAGAGCCAACGCUCAGCUGGGGGAGGAGGUGGAGAGCAUGGUGGUGUCGGUGUGUAAGCCCAACGAGGUGGACAAGUUCCGCAUGUUCAUCGGCGACCUGGACAAGGUGGUCAGCCUGCUGCUGUCGCUGUCCGGGAGGCUGCUGAGAGUGGAGACCACGCUGGACACGCUGGACCCCGAGACGGAGCACCACGAGAGGCUCCCCCUGCUGGAGAAGAAGCGUCAGCUCAUGAGGCAGCUGUCGGAGGCCCAGGACCUGAAGGACCAUGUUGACCGCAGAGAGCAGGCCGUCAGCCGGGUGCUGGCCCGCUGCCUGUCCCCCGAACAGCACAGAGACUACAGUCACUUUGUGAAGAUGAAGGCCGCUCUGCUGGUGGAGCAGAGGCAGCUGGAGGACAAGAUCCGGCUGGGGGAGGAGCAGCUGAGGGGGCUGAGGGAGAGUCUGGGGCUGGGGCUGGGAAUGGGUAUGGGGAUGUCGAUGGGAUACGGACAUUAUUGACUUAAGAUAUGAAGAAGAAAGGUCCCGUUUACCGUGUUCUGAAUCAGUUUCACUGACCAACUUUUGAUGUGAUCCCACUCUCAUAUCUGAAGCUACAGCAAGCAGCUGAUUAGCUUAGCUUAGCACAAAGCAUGAAAACCAGGGGAAACAGCUAGCAUGGCUCAGUCCAAAAGCUAAGAAAAUCAGCCCAGGAGCGCCUAUAAAUGCUCAGUUUAACGUGUGUAUUUGCCAGACUCUUUGUUGGCUGGUCACAGUGACAUCCUGGAGUCCUUAUGCUAAGCUAAGCUAACCAUCUCCUGGCUUUAGCUUCAUAUUUAGCAUCCCCAAAAUGUCCAAAACAGUUCCUCUUUAGGAUUAGCAAAGAUAACGGAGACCAAAAGAAGCACAAGUCCAGCGCUGGACACUAAGAAGAAGAAGAAGAAGAAAGUUGAAUCCGAGCUCUAAUCUGAGGAGCAGAACAUGCUGUCUUCAUCAACUUGAGACUUGAGCAAUCAGAUAAAUCACCAGCUACAACAGAAACAUAUCGACGGCUCGUCUGCGGAGCUGUGAUCAGAGAGCAGAGAGGACGUUUGACGGACGGAGAAUGGCGACGAUCGGAUCGCGGAGAUCUUUGUUUGUGAGAAACCCCGAGUUAAAGACUGAAGCGAUGUUUCCACACUACACCUUUCACCCUUUGCUUCACAUUGUGUGCCUGAAACACGUACUGUAAAACUGUGCUCAUGCCUUACCACACACUAUGUUGCCAAAGACAUUUUCGCUUGAUGAAUGUGUCAGUAAGACGCUGCUUAUUUUUUUUUAAAUUUUUUUGUUGUUGUUGUUUUCUUUUGUAUUUAAAUCUCCUGAUUCAGAGAAUCGAAGGAGAGCUCUUUUUGUUUUUCUCGGUGCUUCACACUAAGAAAGAGUUUCCGUUAACAACACUAAAGUUUAACGACAUGCCGUUUGCAGCAUUAUUAACUGUCACUGGGAAGUUAGCUACAUGUAUAAAGUCUCUCGCUGACACCUGCAUUCAGAAACACAUAUACUGUAUUAUCUAGCAUCAUAUCACUUUGUAUUCCUUGUUACUGUAACGUCUACGGCUGUAACAUGUCUUACUGUGUGGAGUUUGACACUCCACCAACUCGUUAUACUGUCACGUAAUGAUUGUUAUGUACAGAAGACACUUGUGUUUAUAAUGUAUACGAUGUGUAUAUAAGGAGUUUUCCUUUUUGAAGUGACUGGAAUCGGUUGUAAAAGAUGAACGAAAAGACCGGGGAGAGUCGAAGUUUACUGUAUAUUUAGAUCGGGAAUGAAUCCUGAGGAGUUGCAGUUUUUUGUUUUUGAGCUUGUUCCAGUGUCCGGUGAAAUUUAAAAAAUGUUGUUUUGUUUUGUUUGUUUUUUUUAACAGUUUUUGCCCCGAACUCUGUCUGACAUUUAAAUCCUGAAGUUCAUAUUCACUGAAGACUGAUGUUUGAGUUGGACGAGAAGCUGGACAUCACGCUCAAUAUGAAGCUACAUCCGGCAGCUGGUUAGCUUAGCUUAGCAUAAAGAGUGGAAUCAGGGGGAAACAGCUAGCCUGGCUCUGUUUAAGGGUUAAAUCUAAAGCUCACUAAUUAACAUGAUAUAUUUCGCUUUAAAGCUGCAACUAAAAAUCAUUUUUGUUUUUGAUUAAUCUGCUGAUUAUUUUCUUAAUUUAUUCGAUUAAUCAUUUGCUCUUUAAAACAUCAGAAAAGAUAAAAUUGGAAAUACGUUUUCUUUACAUCAGCUCAUCUAUUAAUUGUUACAGCUCAAUCUUGUUUGUUUAAUCCAUUCAGAAACCAAAGUGUAAAAAUGACAGACAGGCUAGCUGUUUCCCUCUGUUUCCAGUCUUUAUGCUAAGCUAAGCUAACUGGCUGCUUCUCGUCCAACUCUCAGCAAGAUAGUGAAUAAAUUUUUAUCCCAAAGUGCCAAACUGUUCCUUUAAAACUUGAGUUAAAUAGUUUUUUGAAACUUGAUCAUUAACUUUACUGAAAAGGAAUUUAAACACAAGGGCAGAUUCCUGUCAUUCGGGUUAAUUAUCCACCAUCACACCCGUUCCAUUAAACUUUAAAUAACCGCUAUCUGCUCUUACCUCCCAUGACGUCUUGUGAUUUGUGACCUUGCCAAAGUCUCCCGAGCUUUAACCGCUAUCCUAAACCGUGGGGCCGGGACAGAGUUCAGCUCUGCCUGUCUGAGUAAAUCAAGUUUAAAAACACUGCAGCUCAACGAGUGAUGGGAGGGAUUUGGAAGAGGAAACGUGUAUAUUUUGGCUGUUGAAAGGUGAAGUUAAGUGAAAAAACAGACACCUUUUGUCAUUUUCUGCAUUAUCAGUGUCACUGGUUAACCGCUAUGUUCAGAAGCAACACAUCUCCCGCUUUGAAGUUCAUUAAAAGUUACAGUUUCACACUUGGUUUUUGUUCAUUCCCUCAGUUUGUUCGUGAGGUGAUUCCUGCUGUUCUAAUACCAAACGACCCUGAACAUGAGAUACCUGUUAAUUUUUGUUUUGUUUUGUACAUACUAUGUGUAUUCUUGUAUUAUAACAGCCGUUUUCUAAACCGACUGGAAACUUAUUGACUUGAGAGAGAGAAGAAGUUGCUUGUUGGACCAGUAACUGUAACUUUUUGUAACUGCAAAAACACUCAUGUGAGAAAAAAGUACCAUAAAUAAUAAUAAUAGUAUUUUAAACUA
This is a messenger RNA of Seriola aureovittata, 8605 nucleotides long. RefSeq names its product shroom family member 4 (gene shroom4). Lineage: Eukaryota; Metazoa; Chordata; Actinopteri; Carangiformes; Carangidae. Bases 347 to 5923 code for a protein of 1858 amino acids. Gene Ontology annotation, cellular component: adherens junction; apical plasma membrane; apical junction complex. The transcript is spliced from 12 exons. Gene Ontology annotation, biological process: actin filament organization. The record is from RefSeq and is a predicted model, not a curated record. Gene Ontology annotation, molecular function: actin filament binding.